Molecule: messenger RNA, 2813 nt
Organism: Conger conger (European conger)
Lineage: Eukaryota; Metazoa; Chordata; Actinopteri; Anguilliformes; Congridae
Gene: cap1
Product: CAP, adenylate cyclase-associated protein 1 (yeast)
Exons: 13
Coding region: 156-1565 (469 amino acids)
Biological process (GO): cell morphogenesis; regulation of adenylate cyclase activity; cytoskeleton organization
Cellular component (GO): cytoplasm
Molecular function (GO): adenylate cyclase binding; actin binding
Source: RefSeq, a predicted model, not a curated record
CUGGGCGAGGAGGGCGGAAACGGCGCGCGGUGACAGCUGGGAACUUCUCUACUGAUACAGGAAGACCGAGACGGAACAAGCCGAUUGAGCUAGCAGGCGCCCACGGAAAGAAAACAAAUUAAAACCAAAAUCAGCGCUCAUUUGAGUGAGAAGUUAUGGCUGAGCUGGCGAGUUUGGUGCAGCGUUUGGAGGUGGCCGUGGGACGCCUGGAGUCCGUUGCCGGGGGCAGCGGCGGCGGCCCCGCUGGGGGAAGCCCUCAAGGCGUAUCUGCGUAUGUGGAGGCCUAUGAUGCCCUGAUCUCUGGACCUGUAGGGCAGUACCUGUCGCUCAGUGGGCAGAUCGGGGGUGAUGUUCAGAAACAUGCUGAGAUGAUGAAGAAAGCUUUCACCUGUCAGAGGCAGUUCCUGGCCACGGCCUCAGGCUCCCAGAAGCCUUCGGAUGCCGUGCUGCAGUCGGUGCUGUCUCCUGUGUCCGUGAUUAUCCAGGAGGUCCAGGAUUUCCGCGAGAAGAACCGCUCCUCCCCACUCUUCAACCACCUGUCUGCCAUCAGCGAAAGUGUCCCUGCCCUUGGCUGGGUUGCCGUGGCUCCAAAGCCAGGCCCCUUUGUGAAGGAAAUGCAGGAUGCUGCCACGUUCUAUACCAAUCGUGUUCUCAAGGAUUACAAGGAAAAGGACAAGAAGCACGUGGACUGGGUGAGGGCCUACCUGUCCAUCUGGAACGAGCUUCAGGGUUACAUCAAGCAGCACCACACCACAGGCGUCGUCUGGAGCAAGACCGGUCCGGUUGCGUGCGCCGCCUCUGCAGGCGCUCCUCGUCCGCCUGCUGUUGGUGGAGCUCCCCCCCCACCACCACCCGGGCCGCCCCCGCCCACUUGCCCGGCUUCAUCUGCCGGAGACGACGUCUCCCGUAACUUACUAUUCGCUUCCCUCAACAAGGGCGCUGAUAUCACCAAGGGGCUGAAGCACGUGGGUGAUGACCAGAAGACCCAUAAGAACCCAGCUCUGAAGCCCCAGGGUGUCGUGCGUUCAGGGCCGAAGCCCUUCACCUCGUCCCGUCCGGCCCCGGCUGCCGCCGCCCCUGCCUGCGCUCACCCCCCUAUGCUGGCACUCGACGGCAAGAAGUGGAGAGUGGAGAACCAGGAGGGCGCUCAGGGGCUGAUGAUUAGCGACACGGAGCUGAAGCAGGUCGUCUACGCCUACAAGUGCAACAAGAGCACCCUGCAGGUCAAGGGCAAGCUCAACUCCAUCACCCUCGACAACUGUAAGAAGCUCGGCCUGGUGUUCGACGACGUCGUCGGGAUCGUGGAAGUGAUCAACUGCAGGGAUGUCAAGAUCCAGGUAAUGGGCAAGGUGCCUACCAUCUCCAUCAACAAGACUGACGGUUGCCAUGUCUACCUGAGCACGUGCUCACUUGCGUGUGAGAUCAUCAGUGCCAAGAGCUCUGAGAUGAACGUGCUGGUGCCGGGCGAGGAUGGGGAAUUCAGUGAGAUUCCUGUACCAGAGCAGUUCAAAACCGUGUGGGAUGGCAAGAAGCUGGUCACCACAGCAACUGAGAUUGCAGGAUAGAGCAGCCCACAGAGACCGCCCCCUUUGCAAAUGCCAUCCUGACUAACCAACCAAUCACAAAGUAGACUGAGAUGCCAACCUCUCGCACAUUCCCUAUCAUCCAGUUACAGCUGCAGCCCCCACCUUCCUUUUUGCCAAUGAGGACUGCUUGCUUUAUCUGGAGCAAUCCUACAGCCAAUUGCAGGGGAGCGACUUAAAUCCAUUCGGUACACAGGGCUUUAUCAGUGGAUGCUGGGGAGAUGGGUUCAUUAAAUGAUUUUUAUAUUUUAUUUCAUUUUUUUGCCAAUGCCCAGUGAGGCAUUAUACUUUAGUUUAAACAUUCCAGCCAAUUUAGGAAGAUGGUGAGCAAUUCAGAAACGGCCAAAUCACAAAAAAAGUAUGGUUUUGUCUGCUUUUCUCUUCCAUUUUUUGCCUCCUCAAGCAAUUGGGUUAUGUUGCGCUGAUUCCUGUAGCCUCAUGGGAGGAUCCUUUAUGUCUGAUUCUUGUUUCCUUGUUCUGGUCGGGGGUGGUGGUGGGGGGGGGUGGGCAGGUGUAUAGGGGGUGUCAAGGUGGUUUCUGUACCAUAUAUGCAAUUCAGCUGUAAAGCACAUAUACAACUUUCUGCAGUCAUUGAUACUAUCAUUUCAAGGUGACGAUGAUGAUAAUAGUUAUAGAAUUAAUGACAGAAUUGGUGUCCUCAUCCUCAUUUAAAACUAAUUAGAGAAAAUAACGAGUUAUGUGCAGGAACACUGUUGUCUUUUUUUAUCAUUAACACUGAAGAAAAAAAUAAAAAUAAACACCAAAAGUUGUUCUCCAUCUCGUACGGCACUUUCCAUCUAAGUUCCCAUUCAUGCCUGCUUUGAAGAUUUUCUUCUUUUCAUCCUCGCAUGGAAGCAAAUGCAGGCAGUCAGAAGUGAGAAGCUGGUGAGGGGAGAUUUCUGGAAGCAAGGAGCUGUGCAGAAGGCAGCAUGCCUUUAUGGCAUUGUGGAUAAAAUGUCUAUCUCCUGCUUGUCUUGCUUUACCGGUUCUAUGGACCAUAAGAGCUUGCUUUGUGUGACCGCAACUUCCUGUCUGUCUGUUCCUGGUGCCCUGUGGUGAACCUUUAUGUCCGGGCCUGUACCUCCACUCUACAGGCCCUUUGUGUGACGUCCCCCCCCCCUCCGAAUCUCUCAUUUUGGGUCAAGAAUUUAAAUCCUGUAUGAGUACUGGAGGAAGACAUCUUAAAAAUAAAAAUAUUAAAAAUAUUAAAACAAUAAAAUAAUUCCUUGA